AUGGAUUACAAAAUUGAUGGGCACGGCACCAUCGUUCUUGAUGAUGAUGAAGAGCUAAAGGUGGCUGAACGCGUCCCAGUCAAAGAAGAAUUUGAAAUCAAGGCUAUCAAACGAGAGCUCAAGUGUAUCGAAAUCAAAGACGAGGAUGAUAACCGCAAAUUCUUACGUUCAACCACCGCGCGUUCAAUUGCUCCCCGUCGCAAUCGCGCACCCGUUCCUUACAUGAACACUCAAGAUUGGACAGAGGCCGAAGAUCAUGCGUUAUUAAGCGGAAUUCAAACUCACGGGGGAAAAUGGUCGAUAAUUUGUCGCGAAAUCGAUACUGGGAGAACUCCAAUUCAGUGUUUUAGAAGGUGGAAUAAGAUGGUUCGAUGUAUUCAAAGGAGAGUCGCUAUUCGAUAA
Molecule: messenger RNA, 402 nt
Organism: Acaulospora morrowiae
Lineage: Eukaryota; Fungi; Glomeromycota; Glomeromycetes; Diversisporales; Acaulosporaceae
Source: the annotation of a GenBank genome assembly